CGCCCAACCAAAACUGCCGCAGGCUAGUGUAAAGACUACCGACGGUCUCACGUAAAUACGCCCUAAAUUUAUCUUCACGGGAGGUUGUCUCUGAUUGGUUGGUUUCAAUGUGGUUCAUAGCAGCACCACAGGCAGGCCAGCUAAAGCUUACACAGAGAGAGAAAACCGUUUACGGUACAACCCAUUAAAAAACGGCCGAUAAAUCGGCCAAUAGACCACACAGGAGAGACGUAUCACACAUUUCAUGUAAGGUAAGCUGUUUUUUAUUGAAAUUCUUUCAUUUUCGUUCGUUGCAGAAACGAUAGGUUUUUUCCCCGUACAAAUCCUUGUGUUUUGAAUGUUACGUAACAAUGCCGAUGCUCUCUGGUGCUUGCUUUCGAGGUUGGCUUAUCUGUGGUGGCACCGGUUCACCGGUUCACGGAUCGCCGGUUCUUCGCUUGGUCGUGACCAUGAAAACUGAAAGCCAACGGCUCUUCUUCUGUUUUCAGAACUUCAUCACUGUGACUCAGUAUGAACAUUUGUUUGUUAUGCCAAACAGUUGUCAUCUUUAGGUCCUUACGUUUUACUCUGUAGCAGUUUCUUCAUGGCGCUAGACUUCGUGGCGGGAUGCUUUGGAGGUUAGUUCAAUGAUGAGACUUUACAAAUUAAUUUUGCUACCGCGUGUAUUUGUGAAAAGAAAUUAAUUUGUGCGAUUGAGGUUAAUACUCAAUUCUGUUUAUCAGGACUGUCUGGAAUUGUAGUUGGCCAUCCUUUCGACACAGUAAAGGUAUCAAGUGAUUUUUAAUAGCUGUUAAUAGUGGCUCUUCACGGGCCAACGUUUUCUGUCCACACAUGCGGUCGAGAUCGAUAUUUUUCGUUUGAAUUGUUUUAUUUUCCUGGCUUCACAUUUUUAGGUUCGCCUUCAAACUCAAGUAACCAGACGAUACUCCGGGACAGUGAAUUGUUUUGCUCAGAUAAUAAAGCAAGAAACGGUAAGACGAGACAGGGGAUUAUUUAAGCUUAAUGGCGCGGCCCAUUCAUAAAAUUGUAUGCAGUGUUUGUUGUUUACACGCAACAGCAACAUGGUAGACUUGCUACAGGUCAUAGGAAGUUGAUAAAUUUACGUAAUUUCCUAGUACGUGACAAUAUUUAACUGUUCUUAUGGUCUCUGUGGUAUACUGACGUUUUUCAAGUGGCGUAAUUUGCCGGGUGAUAUGACUGAAUAUUUUUCUUGGUAAACCAUCGAAAGAAUUAAGCGAAAAGACACUCGUCGACACUCGAUGAAAUUUGGUUGAAAGGAAUAGUUUGUGUAUCGUUUGUACUGUGUAUUGCCUUCCUUGCUUCCAGAGACUUCUCGCUGUUUUUUUCUUUUCAAAUCAUGCUAGGCUUUCAGUGUGAAUCCAGCAUCAUAGUUCUCUAACGGUUUGAGGAAAGGGCUUUGGCCAAUGGACCUUGUCACGGUUUAUGCCAUCUUGACGAGUGGGCAAACGCGUGACAAAUUACAGUGUUUGUAUGAGAAUCUAAUGUCGAAUAAUUUCCGUAGAACGGCUGUUCUGAAAAAAAUAUGAAUUGUAAACAAAAGAUUCACUCCUAAACACUCUACCGAAAAAAAUUGAGGGGACUACAUGCGCUAGAAGACCUAGAACAACUUUUUAAAACUUUCUAUACAUUUGUCUGUAAUAAAAUUAAAGUCCAAGGAAAUGUUACAGAUUUUAUAUGGAAAAUCUAAAGCAAGCCACUUGAGAAAUUUAUGCACAAGUAUGCCCCGAAAAUUUUUUUAGUACAAUUCUUUGCUUUCUAGUUUUAUUUAACAAUUGAUAUUUUUUCAGAACAGCCAUUUUUUAGAUUCUCAUACAAACACUGUAAUUUCUCACACGUUUGCCCACUCGUCAAGAUGGCAUAUUAUACACAUAUAUAUAGCAUGGAAUCUACAUCUCAAUUCUUUGGUGCAUAUGAUGAUAAUAUGUCCCCAGCUCAAAAUAUGAGCCCCUGGUUAGCUGUAUUGGAUGCGCGCCAGUCUGUCGAGUGGGAGACCAAGGGUUAAAACCACUCGUGAAUAACUUAGAAGAAUAAGGUGCCUUAGUGGUGAAAUCAACAACAGUUGGAAUUUCUAGUCUUCUCAGACAUGGACAAUAAACUGCUGGUUAGUCCUGUUUCACAACUCUUGCUCACUUAGAAUACCGGUAUGUUGUUUGUAUAGAGCAGGGAUGUGUCCCCCAGUGUGGUGGUCUAUCUUUGGAAGCAUGUGGUCUGCAUGGCUGGAUUAGCUUGAAGAGGGCUUCUGAUUGAAUGAGAUCAUAACGAGAUCAGGGGCACCCAAUGAGAAUAUAGUUCAAAACCACUUAAAUAUAGCACUGUUGAACAUAUUUUAGUAUUUAAAUGGUAGAUAUAGGUAUAUUUUUAUGCCCUUAAACUUUUUCAUCUGUUUGGAUUUCCUAGCUGAAAGUCUGUGAUCUAAAAUUAUGGGGAUCAAAACUUACCUUUUCGAAAAUUUCAGCCAGAAGAAAGGCUCCCAAAAAUUCUAGGUGACCUUUUCAGGGUAAAAAUCCGUUAAAAAUGGGCAAUUAUACCAUUUUUGGGGGGUUUGGAAAUCCUGGGAGAGGCUGGCAAGCAAGAAAUUUAACAACAAAUGUUCCGAAAAUUCUAGAUCUCAAAUCGUCUUCCAAACAGAUAUUUUCCAAAAAUUGUUGUUGGGUGCCCUGAAGGAGAUGAUAAUGUACGUACAGUUAACUCUCUGUUACCGGACACCCACAUUAGAUGGACACCUCUCUCGGUCCCUGGCAUUUUUCAGUCAUUUUACUGUAAGUACACUCUCUAUAAGACGGGCUUAUAUCUAAGCUGGACAACAGACACUUGAAUCCAUCAAUGGACAAUUGGGAAGUGCUUUAUGUUCUAAAAAAUUAACCUGAGAUCAGGCUCUAUUUUCGUUUCGCUUUGAAAAUUACAUUCUGGUGGGCAAGGCAAAACGAAAAGAGAGCCUGAUACAAACCUUUAACGAAAUGUCUGCCACUCACUUUUUUGAUUGAUUGACAUUUGCCGAAUCAGCCAAUCAGAAUUACUUCCGUUGCUUGUUUUUCUAGUAUGCAAAUUUUUCACGCGUGGGAAAAAUGCAGACUGGCUGACUUUUAUCUGUUAAUUUUUUCAGCUAAAAAUAAAACAGUCAGCACAAUCACAUUUAACUUCUUGCGAGAUUAAGGGAGAUCUCGAACGUUACUUCUGUUGGCGUAGAAGGUAAAAAGUUUUCGAAAAGACGGCGACACGAUGUUCUACUAGUUUUAUUAUUUUGGCUAGGCACUCUGGAAUUUAAAAUACUGAAAACUCUAUUUUUCCGUUGUCUUGAUAUUUUCCUCGGCAAUUUCCCCCGAUUUUCAGUACCUAAAUCUUUAAAAACAAAAGCAAACAGCCAAUGAGCGAGGACACCAGUUUUCUUGGUUUAUUUUUAACAAAAAGCGUAGUCAAACAACCAGUCUGUGAACACUGAAAACUCCUUGAACAGCGAUGCGAUAGUUUUCUGCUAAUACUUCACAGUUGGUGGUUGAGGUUUCUUUCGCAGUAAGCCUCCGCUUGCAUACCCCGUUCAGAGAAGUUAUUCCCGGCUAAACUUUAAAAUGGAACCAGUUUUAAGAUGGACAGUAUUUUGAUUUGCACCCGUUUGUUGGUAAAUCAAAAUGCACCUUGUUAGUGGUCAACAAUUUGCAGAGGGAUUCAACUCCGCGAUGCACUCACUUUCCGUGAAUAAAGCAAGUCCUGAGAAGAUAUGAACAACCACAUGAAUUUUCUGAAUUUCCAUGGCACAUAUUAAGGCAUAUUUUCCUACCAUAAGACCAUAAAACGAUAAAAAAGACAGCAAAAUCGAUCCUUCUCUCCACCGACGACGGAUCAUUCACGAAAACAACCACGCGAGGAAUAAGCGCUUUCAACUUCCGGCAUUUCCGACAGCCAAUCAGAUCUUGUGGCAUUGUUCUAACAGCCAAUCAGCGUUACGGCGGUAGCCUUUAGAGAGAAUGUAUGAGAACCACUCAAAUUGGGCCUGAUCUCAGGUUACUAAAAAAUAGCCCAAAACGGAAAUUCAGGUGCUGUCUAAACGACUGUAAAUUGUAAAAUGGUUGAUAUUUUGUAGUCUUGCUCAAAGUGUAUACUGCCAUGAUUUUUGAGCAUAAAGCUGUGAACGUUUGUUUGUAAUUAGCGUUUGAUCGCACAAUGAGAAAAUAAUUCCACUUUUCUGUUACAAUGUUCCAGUUUAAGCUGUUUUUUAUAACAGACAUUAUUCAUUGCGAAUAGGUUCAGCUGUAAAAAUUAACAGUGUCACAUUACCUUGACUCUUUACAAGCUGGACAUCUCUCAAAGACAGACAGUCAGCACUGGUCUCGAGGGUGUCCGCCUUAGAGGGGGUUGACUUUUGACUGUCAGCCUAUUUUCUGGGCACUGGAACCCUCUGUCAGGAACUAAGGAACACAAGAAUGAUCCAUACAGAAACUGUGCGUCCAUUGUACAAUAGUCAAAAUAGAAGGAUUGAUAUGGGGAAACCAAUGUGAUUACAAAAAUGAGGAAUGAAUUCUGAAUAAGAAAACCUGCGUACCUCAUUUUUACCUAGCUUCAUGAUUGUGCUUCUUGCGCAGUUUGCUGAUCAGUGUUUGACAUUUUUGUUGAGUGGAUUUAGAUUUUACUGUUUUCUUCUCCAUUCACCCUUUCCCCAGCACUGGGCUGUCAUUAAGGGCCAGGGAUCAGUGAUUUCCACCAGCUGUUAUGAAUAUGACUCGUGGCAACUUCGAAGGUCACAACUUUUAAAGGAAAAUAGAUUACCAAAUGAACCUCCUAGAUGUUAAAAUUCCCACCCAUUGAGUGCAUUUCCAUUGGCAACUUGACAUUUUAGAGACAGCCCUGCCCAAGGUUGGAUAGUUAAACAGAGUGACUGUUACUAAGUCGAUGCACUGAAGGAAAACAGCUAUAACUUGACUUGAUAAUCUCUGUUAUCUUGAAAUCCUACAAAAGUGGUGUUGGAUUGUAAAAUCUGUGACUCACCAAGACACACAGAGAAGUUGCAAAAAAUCUAGACUUUGCAGCAAAAAGGCUUGUGAAAAAUUCACAGUCUCAGUCUCAUUCCAACCACUCAAAUACAUCAUGGAUAAGAAUUUUGUGUUUAUUUUAUCCUCCUGAUAGCACAAGGUGCAAAUUCACCGAGAGACAUUAAAUCAUUGUCUUGCAGUCUCUUCAACAGUUCUGUGUGAAAUGAAAAGCAACCUAUAAAAGGCACUUUCUCUGUCCCAGUGAAGAGUUGGUUUAUUUAACACUUUAGUUUAAUAAUCGCUGCUUUAGAAUCUGCUGGUCCCUUAUGACUUAUUUUUGCUAGUUGGCAACUAGAAAAUGUAUGUUUUUGCUGCAUGCUCUGAUUCUUGGUACCCUGGAUUUUCUAGGUUCAGUGCUUGUGGACUCCUUCAAAAUUGUUUUUUCUUCUUUAAGCUCAUCCCUGAGGGGCAUAGUUGUUUUAGUAUUUACCAAAUCGUUUAAUAGAUAAGAAUGAAAAAUUAUGUUCUUUUAUAAAUGGAAGAUUUCAGUGAGAAAGAGCUUUGUCUACUUUUUAAUUGCACUUUUUAAUGUAAAAUAUUUGGGUAUUUUGUCUGGUGUCUUUUCAUGAUUUUGUUUCAAAUUCAGUACGAAAAUAAUUUUCCAGCCACUAACAAGACAAAUUGUGUUGCUUUCUUGGUAUUUUUGGAUAUGAGCUGCAUCCUUCAUCACUAAAUAUUUUUUUAAGAAACUGUUGUAAAACUAGAUGCGGUGCUCCAAAUUAAUUUUUUGGAUAACUAGCCCUUUAGGUUAGUGGGCAUAAAUUUGACUAACCAAAUACUUAUGGAUGGAUUGGUUCCAAACAGUGUUUGUUUAGACUCGUCAAACCGUAACCAGGUGAAUGCCUUUUCUCAUUCUUCACGGAAAAUUCCUUCUUGUUUUUGCUUUUCUUUGUACCGCUUUUGAAGAGCCUUCCAUAGCGUUGUAAACUGUACUUGUUCUUUGCUGUUUUUCACAAUCUUACAUUUCCUCUUCACAACUGUAGUGCAGCCACCUUUUUCUGCAAAAGCUUUCCAAGGAUCUCUGCAUCUAAUGUGUAUAAUAAAUAGGUUGAACAAACGAGCCACUUCCAAAAGAAAAAAAAAAACGCAGAAAUUAUGCAAAUGUUUGGACAACCAUUGAACCAAUCAAAAUCACUACAUGGUUUUCUGGUCGUGAUGCCACUGCAUGGCAUUAACAGCUGGUCGAUUCAGACGUUAGUGAGGGAGUGAAAACGACCAGAAGUAAUCUUCUGAAAUUCAUGCUAUGGCUUUAAAUAAUAAUUUAUUAUCUGUUUCUCCCAUGACAGGUAUCUGGUCUGUACAAAGGCAUGUUAUCUCCAAUGGCAGGGGUAGGCCUCAUAAACGCCAUCAUAUUUGGUGUGCAAGGUAAUGUUUUGCGGUUUCUGGAGCCAGGGCUAUCGAGCCAGUGUAUUGCCGGUGGAAUUGCAGGUGCUGUUCAAUCAAUCGUCUGUUGUCCAAUGGAGCUGGCAAAAACCCGUGUACAAGUUCAGAACUUGGCAGGAAAAACUGGGCAGAGAUACCAUGGCUCAUUCGAUUGCUUACAAAAAAUUUACAAACAAGGUGGAAUUAAAGGCUGCUACAGGGGUAUGGCUUUGACUCUUAUAAGAGAGACUCCUUCCUUUGCUAUUUAUUUUGCAACCUUUGAAUUGUAUUGCACUGCAUUGGUACCCAGAGGCCAAGACAUGGAUUGUAUCGGACCUCUUGGACUGUUAUUAGCUGGAGGAAUGAGCGGCAUCUCUUCUUGGUUUUUCACUUAUCCAAUAGAUGUUAUAAAAUCAAGAUUCCAGGCAGAUGGUGAUGGAAGAGAUCGCAGAUACCAAAGUAUACUGGAUUGUGUUAGAAAGACAUACCGAAGUGGUGGUUUACAUGCCUUUUCACAAGGACUUACUGCUACAAUCCUUCGGGCAUUUCCAACUAAUGCAGCCACAUUUGCAACAGUUACAAUAACUCUUAGAUUUGCAAGAAGCUAUGACAAACAGCUUGAACUUGCUUAAUUAUUUUUCUAAUGACAUACAGAGGGAUUUAACAUUGGUAUGUGACUUUUGAGGGAAUGAAAUUUAAGGGGGUUCAUUCUGCAAAUUUUUUCAGUGCAACAAGGAAUGUUCUCCCUGUUUUUCAGUCCAACAUGUGUAAACAGGCCUUGUUGAAAGCCCUCUUGCUCCUAUUUCUGGUUAUAAUUUGCUUAAGACAAGACAUUUUAAAGCAUGGCGAGAACAUAAUACUGAGAAAUAUUUUUGAAGUAUUCAAUUUUGUAUUGUGCAGCCUUUAAAAAAAGGACAAGACAACUUGUUUUACUAACAAGCCAGCUACAUAUUAUAGUAAUGGAUAAAGGCUAAAGAUGCAUAGAAAAUAUUUUUUAUUGACUACUAGCUGUAACAUAUUAUUGUAUAGCAUCUUCUAACCAAGAUGUGAUUAUCACUUAUUGUUAGCAAUUUUAACUUUAAAAUCCUCAUAUUAACAACCUUUAUUUGAUUAUCACAACUCAAUGUUUCUUGCAGGUUCAUAAAAGUAAGUUGUCGCUAAAAGAUUUAAAAGCAGUCAUUUUGAGUGUAGCUCUUCAUUGGUUUGAUGUCUCUAAGUUAAUGUGAAGGGUAUCCAACAAAAUGUUGCUUUUGAUUCUCUUUUUAGUGGACAGUAAAUGUCAAUAAAACGACGGAAUUUUGACAUUUUUAAUAGUUCAAAUAAGUUAAUUAGUGGAAGUAGAUGAGAUGUUUCAUGUUUGACAUAAGACUGGCAGACAGCUGGUUCUGAAUAACCUAGUCAUAUUCCAGCAAUUAGUUAGCUCUCUCUAAGUGGACACUUCUAUAACAUUAGGCUACAUUUUACAGACAGUCAUCAAACAAUGGCCCCCCAGAAUUUUCUCAUGUCCAGCUUUUAAUUCAUCCAUGAUUUUACCAUUUUCAAGAUGAACUAAAAUCCUCUGGAACAAUUAAUGUCACAUACCUUCCUUACAACUUCAUGUACUUUGCUUGAUGUUGGACUGCAUCAGUUUUUGUCUUGUAAGACCAAAAUGAUGAGUUCCUCAGAGAUUUGUGCUUACAUAAAAAAUGAAUUAUCUUAUGCCCUAAAACUGACCCGUAGAGGUGGUUCUUUCAUCUCUUCUUUCUCGUGUUUUUAGGACUUCUCGCACACCUCUGUAAACCUGUCCCAUGCUGGUGAUGUACAUCUUUGAGAAAGUUGACUGUACUUUUGAUAUUUUAUGGAAAAGGAAUUUAAAUUGCGGGCUCAUUUUAAAUGAAGCACACCACACAUUAUGCUACAUUGUGGAUUAUACCAUUCCCCCCCCCUUUUAUUGCGAGGACGGAACCACUAUUAAAGUGAUAUACAUAAUUUCUCGAUACCAAAUUUAUGUGGUGUAACAUUAAGAAUUUCUCAAUGUUCUUGGGUAAAAUAUUAUUUUAUUUAUAGUUUAGUGCACAAGGCAAGUUUAGUCAUUUAAGAGAUUGAGGGGCCCCUUUGCACUAAAGUAAAUUUUGUUUGUUUCUACAUAAAUAGUGAAAGAUUUUUGGGAAACAACAUCUCAGCCUCCUGUUAAAGCAUUAUUGUUUUUGGUGACAAGAGAUGAUGUAAAAUAAUAUUAUAUGUCUGUUGUAGUUAAUUUUUUAUCGCAGGUAAUUUUUGUUUUUCUUUUGUUUUUGGGUAUGAUAGUGUAUGCUAACGAAGUUGAAACAAAGGAAAAAUAAAAAUUACGUGAGAUAAAAAAUUAACUACAACAUGUCCAUUCACCAUUUUCACGUAGACCUUCCCCCACAUAUUUUGCAUAACCAUUUUUUCCAAUUUCUCCUGGGUAUUACAGUCAUCCCAAGGAAAUCGAAGGCAAUGUUAUGCAAAAUUUUGGGGGUAAACAAGGUGCAUUAUGGUGUAUGUGAAAAUGGUGGAUAUUGUUAAUUCCUUUCUGAACACCAAGUGCUAGCAUCCAAAAAUCUGCCUUAUAACAUGCCUUGAUGGCACUUAAAAAAUGAUAGAUUGGUGGUUGUAAUGUUUUUUAUUGUUUUUGGCAUUUUAUCCCGAGAUUGAAAAUUAAGUAGAAUUUCAAAGUGGUGUUUGCACUUUUUAAGCACAAUUUUUUCACCAGAAAAAUAAGCCAUUUCUGAGUUCCCCCCAGGCUUCUGUUUCAAAACGAGGGUAGCCUUUGAUAUGGAAAUCGUUUUUCAUUCUCAUGCAAAUAAAACUCAUUUUCACAAGAAAGGUUGUGCACCUAGCCUCAUUUUGAAAGUGAGUGUUUUUGGAGCUCGGAAGUGGUCUAUUGCUUUAAGUGCAGAUGGGCCCUUAGUCUGGUAUAAAAUAAUAUUUUUGAAUAUUUUAAAAAGUUGUAAUAAGGUAACUAUAUUUAUUUCUCCCGUAAUAAAACUUGCCUGAGAC
This is a messenger RNA of Porites lobata, 9407 nucleotides long. The record is from the annotation of a GenBank genome assembly. Lineage: Eukaryota; Metazoa; Cnidaria; Anthozoa; Scleractinia; Poritidae.